GAACAUCAAGUGUUUGAUUAUUGCCGUACGAAUAUCAAGUAUAGGGGUGCUGAGAUGGCGAGAAGCAUAUCAGAUUGUGGGUCAUCAGGAAGUGAAGAAGAGACGGGGAUACGGAAAGGGCCGUGGACAGAGGAAGAGGAUGCUAUUCUGGCUGACUACAUCUCGCUCCAUGGCGAAGGACACUGGAACUCUCUCGCCCGCUGCGCAGGCAUGUCUGAAGCGAACGGGAAAAGCUGCAGAUUGAGAUGGCUGAACUACCUGCGUCCUGGCGUCCGGCGCGGCGACAUAACCCUCCAAGAACAGCUCUUAAUUCUCGAUCUCCAUUCCCGGUGGGGCAAUAGGUGGUCGAAAAUAGCGCAAGAAUUGCCUGGGAGAACGGACAAUGAGAUAAAGAACUAUUGGAGGACACGAGUGGUGAAGCAGGCGAAGCAAAUGAAAUGUGAAGUGAAUAGCAAACAGUUUAGAGACGCCUUGCGUUUCGUAUGGAUUCCUCGCCUGGUAGAGCGCAUCCAAGCCUCAUCGUCUCAAACAGCAUCGCCCUGCCACUACUACUCCCUCACCGCAUCAUACAGGCUACUUCUCUGUCUGAUCAGUCAGGGGUCAGUGGUGACGACGACACCUCCUCUCGUCUCUCGUUCUGCAGAAAAGGAAGCCUGCAGUUCAGGGAACCAUCACUCGGAUUAUUCGCCAUUAGAAUUCCAAGCAUUUGAAGAAGACAAUGUUGAUUUCUGGACCUACGAAAACAUAUGCUUCUUGCGACAACAGCUUGCCGAUGCAUGACUCGCGAUCCAUUUUUUGGCUGAAUAAACUAUAGGUGUAAUAAUACUUGUCUGCUUCUUGCGCUAGAAUUAGACUCGUCUUUUCUGACCUUAUCAACUAUAGCUUAAUGUAAUAAAACUGAUCAGGAAAUUAAUUAAUUGAUGUUUGCAUGUGUAUAUAUGCAUGCUUUUGUGGCCAAA
Neltuma alba is the source of this 959-nucleotide messenger RNA. RefSeq names its product transcription factor MYB78-like. The coding region runs from base 55 to 780 and encodes 241 amino acids. The transcript is spliced from 3 exons. Gene Ontology annotation, biological process: regulation of DNA-templated transcription. The record is from RefSeq and is a predicted model, not a curated record. NCBI's taxonomy places the organism in Eukaryota, Viridiplantae, Streptophyta, Magnoliopsida, Fabales, Fabaceae. Gene Ontology annotation, cellular component: nucleus. Gene Ontology annotation, molecular function: DNA-binding transcription factor activity; sequence-specific DNA binding.